AUGACUGGUUGUAUAGAUGCAUCUUUGAUCACCGCUCUAGUAGAGCGUUGGCGUCCUGAGACAUCGACCUUUCACAUGCCGGUCGGUGAGGUUACGAUCACUCUUGAGGACGUUGCCACACUGAGCGGUUUACCGAUUGACGGUGAGGCCGUCAUGGUAGAUGUACCAGAUCGUGAGUGGUCGGAGACGUGUACCAGACUGUUAGGACAUGCUCCUAACGAUCUUAGCGGGGGUGUCGUUAAGCUUAGUUGGCUUAGGGAGCAUUUCAACAAUCUGCCGCCAAAUGCAUCAGCAGAGAUUACAGGGCAGUUUGCACGAGCGUAUGCCCUAUCUUUGAUUGGGUUUAUGAUGUUCCCCGAUCGGACUGGAGCUACAGUUCACCUGCAGUAUCUACUCCUAUUGGAGAAUUGGCGGACCGCAGGAGGCUACGCUUGGGGAGCAGCUGUUCUAGCCUACCUGUACCGUGAGAUGGGUAGGUCGGUUCUGCAUCUGACGCAGUCCUCCUCCACCGGAGGUGACCUUGGUGGCUGGGUCGCCUUGCUACAGCUCUGGGCGUGGGAGCGAUUCCCAUUGAUAGCACCCCGACAUACAUUGGCGCUCUUGCCCGCCGGCGCCGCUAUCGGCGCUUUGUACGCCAGACCCACCGAUGCCACGUCAGCACGAUUGGCAUCCGCGUUACUCAACUGUGCUAACAGCGACAUUAUUAUUAUCAAUGACAAUGCCGUCGCCACAGCGCGGCCGAUGAUUGAAUAG
Molecule: messenger RNA, 753 nt
Organism: Linum tenue
Lineage: Eukaryota; Viridiplantae; Streptophyta; Magnoliopsida; Malpighiales; Linaceae
Source: the annotation of a GenBank genome assembly